AUGGCACCACUCAAGAUCCUCAUUGUUGGGCCUACUAAAGCUGGCAAGUCUACAAUUGCCAACUUUCUUGCGGAACAAUCUGAUCGGCUUGGAGGACAGGAACGUUACCGACCAACAAUUGGCGUUCGAAUCCUUGAGCUUGAAAAGGGCAGAGCAAAUGUGGAGCUUUGGGACGUAUCAGGAGAUCAAAGUUAUGAAGCGGGUUGGCCAGCAGUGAUCAAAGAAACGGACGGCGUUAUUCUCGUUUACGAUCCGGAAUCGCAUGUUCAUGAAAGUGAGGCCAUGCUGUGGUAUGAGUGGUUUAUGCAGAAUGCUGGUCUGGACAGCUCUCAAUGCCUUGUUCUUGAGCAUUCUACAGGUAGCAAUACUAGUGCGAUCCCUUUAUCAGCUAAAUCGCGUCUUCCAAGCCACUUGCGGGUGGUUGCAACGACAUUUGAUACACCAAACGUUUUAAAAAGCGAAUUCGAGCAACUCGUUAUUGCUGCUCUCGAACGCCAACAACGUAUGAGUAAACGCAAAUGA
This is a messenger RNA of Plasmopara halstedii, 522 nucleotides long. RefSeq names its product rab-like protein 5-like. Lineage: Eukaryota; Oomycota; Peronosporomycetes; Peronosporales; Peronosporaceae. The record is from RefSeq and is a predicted model, not a curated record. The transcript has 4 exons. Gene Ontology annotation, cellular component: endomembrane system. Gene Ontology annotation, biological process: intracellular protein transport. Gene Ontology annotation, molecular function: GTP binding; GTPase activity. Bases 1 to 522 code for a protein of 173 amino acids.